AUGCGUCCCAACUUACUCAAGCGGGCACACAGCCAUAACAAACAGACGCUGAAUAAUCUGUUGCAUUCGCGGGGCACUUCGCCGCAUCCUCAAGGCGAUACGAUCUCCGGCCAUAAACAGAUCGAGGAAGAGACACUUCCCAAGUACAACCCAGAUCACUGGUACCCUGUAAAACUGGGUGAAGUGUUAAACCAUCGCUAUGAAAUCCUGGUCAAACUCGGUUAUGGCAUGACGGCCACAGUCUGGCUCGCCAGGGAUCUCCAAGCUGAUGUGAAUGCCGGCAACCGCAAAUAUGUUACCAUCAAGAUUAACGUCAACACCCUUGGUGAAGACUUCCAAAAAGGCCGACGAGAGAUCGCGCAGAAGCUGUUCUCAGCCAAUCCCAACCAUCCUGGGUAUGGCCAUGUCCGAUUCAUGCUCGACACCUUCAAGCUCAGGGGAAAGCACGGCGAACAUUUGUGCAUCGUGUACGAUGUACUCCGUGAACCCAUCGAUUUGUGCAUGGAGAAAUUCCCCGGUCGACGAUUUAGCUGUGGAAAACUUCGCGUCUUGCUGCCAGCUCUGUUACAGGGUCUCGACUACAUGCAUUCCGAGUGCCAUGUUGUCCAUACCGAUCUGAAGGCUGACAACAUCAUGAUGGGUCUGGGCGACCCUAACAUCCUCGACCACUUUGUGCAGAAUCAAAUAGAACAUCCAGCACCCCGGAAGGCGCCUGAUAGCCACGGACGGGUCAUCUACACAUCGUGCAGUGAUUUCGGAGAACCGCCCAAUGAAGCCGUCAUUGCGUCUGCGAAAAUCACCGAUAUCGGUCUGGCGGCGUGGGGAGACGAGAAGAACACGAAGCCUAUUCAGUCCAAUGCUUUCAUGGCGCCCGAAGUCAUCUUGCAGGCGGGGUGGUCCUAUCCGGCCGACAUCUGGAAUCUGGGAGUCAUGUUGUGGGAUUUAUUUGAGCAUUUUGGAUUGUUCGAUCGGAUUGAUACGAAACCCGGUCACUACCAUCCCGAGCGGCACUUGGGUUUGAUGGUGGCCCUGUUGGGGCCUCCACCCAAAGAUUUCCUGAAGCGUUGUGCCAAAGCAUCGGCCUACUUCGACUCGGAAGGCCAGUUCAAAUAUCCCGAAUAUGUCGAGGAACACACGUUUGAAUCUUCCAUCGUCAGGCUGAAAGGGGAAGAGAAAGAGUUGUUUAUUGACUUCGCCAAGAAAAUGAUCACUUGGGUGCCUGAAGAACGAUGGACUGCUAAACAACUACUGGAGCAUCCUUUCCUGACAAAAGAACGAGACUGUCCAUUCACGACACCGAGUCUCAGCAGAGCUUCGACGGCGUCCUUCAACUCGACAAUCCCGUCACGAGCAGUUACGCCAGGGAUCCCUACUUCAAGCUCGCCUAGUUGGGGACCGAACUCCUCACCAAAAUCACUGCCUCAAAACGCAUCGGUGUUGCCGUCCAGGCUGCUGGAAUUGGUGCCGUCUCUUGCCUCGAUCGAUAGCGCAGAGACAAAACCCGAGAAACUCAUUACAAAUGACGACAGAUCGUCUUCGAGAACCUCCCUUUCCUUGAGGCCUAAGAUGGAGAGUCUUAUCGAGUCGCAUAAUGAACCCGACGAAGUGCCCAAUUCUAAGCGUUCGUCAAUGAAUACGUCAAACAAGUGCUCACAAGAUAUCAUUGAUGCCAUCCUCAAAAAGGGCAAAGCCAACCACGUGCAGCCAGAAGCGAAAUGA
This is a messenger RNA of Fonsecaea nubica, 1719 nucleotides long. RefSeq lists its product as hypothetical. The coding region runs from base 1 to 1719 and encodes 572 amino acids. The transcript is spliced from 2 exons. Gene Ontology annotation, molecular function: ATP binding; protein kinase activity. Gene Ontology annotation, biological process: spliceosomal complex assembly; protein phosphorylation; regulation of mRNA processing. The record is from RefSeq and is a predicted model, not a curated record. Lineage: Eukaryota; Fungi; Ascomycota; Eurotiomycetes; Chaetothyriales; Herpotrichiellaceae.